Messenger RNA from Plenodomus lingam JN3, 810 nucleotides. RefSeq lists its product as uncharacterized. Gene Ontology annotation, molecular function: 3-demethoxyubiquinol 3-hydroxylase activity. The record is from RefSeq and is a predicted model, not a curated record. Gene Ontology annotation, biological process: ubiquinone biosynthetic process. Gene Ontology annotation, cellular component: mitochondrial inner membrane. NCBI's taxonomy places the organism in Eukaryota, Fungi, Ascomycota, Dothideomycetes, Pleosporales, Leptosphaeriaceae.
AUGUCACCAUCUGCAAUGCUGCCAUCCAAGAUCACAGCAUGUCAGUUUAUGCGCCAACCCGUCGUAGACUUCCUCGCCCCACCCAUCACCACGUCCGCAUCACGCUCAAGUCGACGACAUGGCAAUAGAUGUCAAGGUAGACAUCAAAGCACAUCCGCACCACCCCCACCCCCACCCCAAUCCGAACCAUACUCUUCACAACCACUCCAAAAGAAUACCAAUGGCAAACCUAUUCGGCCCCUCACCGCCGAACAACAGCAAUUCCUCUCCUCCGCCUUGCGCGUCAACCAAACCGGCGAACUCGCUGCCAUUCUCAUCUACGCCGCUCAAAUCCCCGUCCUCACAAAAGCUCACCCUCACCUCCGACCACUGAUGAAACACAUGUACGACCAAGAGGCAGGCCACUACAAGUACUUCAACCAAAUCAUAGCCAAACACCGCAUUCGCCCCACCGCCAUGACACCCGUGUGGACCGCCGCUGCCAGCAUGCUGGGCUGGUCGACUGCGCUGCUUGGUCGGGAGGCGGCCAUGGCGUGCACAGAGGCCGUUGAGACGGAGAUUGGGACGCAUUAUAAUGAGCAGGUUCGCGUACUGUUGGAUUGGGCCAAGAAGUGUGAAGAGAGGGGGGAAAGCCUGGGACCCGAGUUGGAAGAGAUGGUAGGGGAGCUGAGGAGAAUCAGGGACGAGGAAUUAGAGCAUUUGGAUCAUGCCGUCGAGAAUGAUGCCAAGAGUGCAAAGCCCUAUGAGCUGUUGACCGAGGUGAUCAGGGGUGGUUGCAGAGGCGCGAUUUGGGUUAGUGAGAGGGUAUAG